Molecule: messenger RNA, 1770 nt
Organism: Dendronephthya gigantea
Lineage: Eukaryota; Metazoa; Cnidaria; Anthozoa; Malacalcyonacea; Nephtheidae
Exons: 7
Coding region: 1-1770 (589 amino acids)
Source: RefSeq, a predicted model, not a curated record
AUGGCGAGCAUUCAAAGAGAUCGCAAAAGAAGGGUUAGUGGAAAGUUUUGCGUCGCUGGUGGGCCGGGAAAUAUAAGUUGUAACAAUACUAGCUUGACAGAAGGUAUAUCCAUGCAUACUUUUCCAUCAGAUGACAUUUUAAAGCGAAAAUGGACUAAAUUUGUUCGGAGGCAUAGGCCAGGAUUUAAGCAAUCUCAAACGUCUGUGUUGUGUUCAGUUCAUUUUGAAAAACUUGUUUUACUCGUCGCUUGGAUCUCUUUGACCCAGAAAGUGUUUAUGUUGAAGUUUCAAAGGGCUGCAGACGACUGGUCAAAGGCCAAGAGUAACAAAAAUGAAGAUCCAGACUGGAAUUUUAAAGAGGAAUUUAUAGAGGGUCCUGAUGAUGAUGAUGAUGAAGAUAAUGAAGAUCCUUGUGUGGAAUCCAAAAAUACAGUAAAGGUAGAACCUGGCAUACCAGCUCAUGAAGAACCAAAAUUUUUUGUUUUUUAUACAAUGUUGUUAAAUCUGUUCACAAUGUUUUGCUUUCAAUGCAAAACCCAGAGUCCAAAUGUUACUAUGAAGAGACAUGGGACGAUGGUAACAGUUGUUCAAAGAUGCAGCAAAUGCCUGAAUAAACCAUUUAUCUGGCGAAGUCAGCCCUAUAUACUGGGACGAUAUCCAGCUGGGAACAUUUUACUAAGUUUCGCUGUGUUGAUGGCUGGAGCUUCAAUUAGCCGGGUUCUUCUGCUAUGCAAACACAUGAAGCUGUCAGUCAUAUCAAUCCGUACAUUCUUUCUCCAUCAAAAAAAGUUUGUCUUUCCAGCAAUAUUGAGAUACUGGGAAACAUACAGGGCCAACAUGAUUGAGCAAUUGAAGAGAUCUAAAGAUGUUGUAUGGAGCGGUGACGGAAGGUUCGAUUCCAUGGGCCAUAGUGCCAAAUAUGGGCUCUACACAAUGUUUUGUUGUACCACCUUAAAAAUUGUACACUUUGAGCUACUUCAGGCCAAUCAAGCAGGAAGUAGUCAAGCAAUGGAGUUACAAGGAGCAAAACAGUGCUUUGACUUCUUGUUAUUGGCAGGACUUGCAAUUUCUGUGUUCAUUUCGGACAGGCACCUUGGCAUUGCUAAAUGGAUCAGAGAGCACCAGCCCAAAACCAGUCAUUUUUAUGAUAUAUGGCACGUUGCCAAAUCUAUCACGAAAAAAAUGCUGAAGGCUGGCAAAAAGAAAGGUUAUAAAAGAAUAAAUGACUGGGUGAAAGGAGUCCGAAGACAUGUAUAUUGGUGUGCCACAAGCACAAAGCAAGGCUUUGAGCAACUUAUAUUGGCGAAGUGGAAGUCCUUUAUGAUGCAUGUUGCCAAUAGACAUACAGGACAUGCAGAUCCGUUAUUUCCAACUUGUGCUCAUGAUGAAAUUCAGCGUAGAAAAUGGAUAAAGAUAGGAACAAAGAGUCAUGAAAAACUGAAUUCAAUUCUUAUGAACACCAGGAUUCUGAAUGACAUUAAAAAACUAUCUCCUGAUGCACAGACUAGCUGUCUUGAGGGAUACCAUGCGACAUUGAACUACUGGCACCCCAAAAUGAUGUGCUUCUCUUGGCUUGGGACAUAUUGCAGUGCAAGUGGGUCACAAGACGAUGUACCAACUACCAGCAGCAGUUUUUCCAGAAACAGCGUAGGGAUUUUAAAAGAGCUAUGCCCUGACACAAGCAUUCGAGAUAUAAACAAUGCUCUCUCUGAUGCAAAUGGAAAUGUUGACGAGGCUGCUCAACAUCUUUUUAGGAAGGACAGGACAUAA